Molecule: messenger RNA, 732 nt
Organism: Solanum stenotomum
Lineage: Eukaryota; Viridiplantae; Streptophyta; Magnoliopsida; Solanales; Solanaceae
Exons: 6
Coding region: 80-562 (160 amino acids)
Biological process (GO): translation
Cellular component (GO): ribosome; large ribosomal subunit
Molecular function (GO): structural constituent of ribosome
Source: RefSeq, a predicted model, not a curated record
AAAUCAGGGUUUUACACUCUUCAGUAUUCUUCUCCAUUUUCCCCUUCUCUCCUCUUUCCCGUUUCUCCGGUGACCCAAAAUGACCAAAUUCAGGAAAUUGAAUCGUCCGACGGGACAUCGGAUGUCCAUGCUCAGGACAAUGGUGUCACAAUUAGUGAAGCACGAGCGGAUUGAAACCACCGUUGCUAAGGCAAAGGAAGUCAGAAGGUUGGCCGACAAUAUGGUUCAGUUUGGAAAGGAGGGAACUCUAUGUGCUGCAAGACAGGCAGCUGCCUUUGUGCGUGGGGAUGAUGUCAUUCAUAAACUCUUCACUGAAUUGGCCUACAGAUACAAAGAUAGAGCUGGUGGAUACACGAGAAUGCUCCGAACUCGCAUUCGAGUAGGUGAUGCUGCACCAAUGGCCUAUAUAGAGUUUAUUGAUAGAGAAAAUGAACUUAGACAAUCCAAACCACCAAAUCCUCAACCUCCACAGAGACCAGCCAUGGAUCCCUGGACAAGAUCUCGUCUUAGCCGGCAGUUUGCACCACCUAAGGAGGAGAAAAUCUCUGACUCUGACAGUUAGCAUGAGUUUUUUUUCUGGGAAGUGAAUUCUAGAUGAUUGUUUUGUCUUUUCAAUUCGUAAUGAUAUAUCUGUGUUUUACAUAUUUGGAGGCCUACAUGUAGGUGUAAUGAAAAUAAUGUUUCAUUCAACAGUACUAGGCGUGGUGGGUGAUAAAUUGACCUGGUUUUAAG